Molecule: messenger RNA, 743 nt
Organism: Bactrocera neohumeralis
Lineage: Eukaryota; Metazoa; Arthropoda; Insecta; Diptera; Tephritidae
Product: lysophospholipase-like protein 1
Exons: 2
Coding region: 20-730 (236 amino acids)
Biological process (GO): protein depalmitoylation
Cellular component (GO): cytoplasm
Molecular function (GO): palmitoyl-(protein) hydrolase activity; carboxylic ester hydrolase activity
Source: RefSeq, a predicted model, not a curated record
AUUACUUCGGUGUACUGAAAUGAUUAAGUUGAGAAAUAUUUUCCCGACAACUAGGACCCAUAAUGGUACUGUAAUUUUUUUGCAUGGUUCAGGAGAUACUGGGUCUAAUCUUGCUGAAUGGGUACGUUUUAUAUUAGGACGCGACAUGGACUUUGAACACAUUAAAAUUAUAUAUCCUACAGCUCCGGUACAACCAUAUACGCCUUUGUCUGGACAACUUUCCAACGUCUGGUUUGAUCGUCGUGCUAUUUCGAUCAAGGCUUUAGAAAACAGAGAGAGUUUAUCGCUAAUGUAUAAAAAGAUUAAUGAUCUAAUCCAGAAUGAAGUGGAUCUUGGUGUAUUACCUAAUAGAAUCAUUAUUGGCGGCUUUUCUAUGGGAGGUGCGUUAGCCCUACAUAUAGGGUAUCAUUUAAAUUGUAGUUUAGCUGGAAUAUUUGCUUGUUCAUCUUUCCUGAACCGUGAUUCAAUAAUAUAUGAAACCUUGGAACAAAAAAUAGUUGCGGAAAACAAUUUCCCCGAGUUACGGAUGUAUCAUGGUGCAAAAGACGAGCUUGUGCCUUUAUAUUGGGGUAAAGAAACUUUUGAAAAGUUAACAAAACUUGGUGUAAAUGGACAAUUUAUUACUCUCGACAAUGCGUUGCAUGAAUUAAAGAAACAGCAAAUUUUGGAUAUUAGGGACUGGAUUUUAAAAAAAUUGCCCGAUAAAAAUCAAAAUACACUAAAUUUAUAAGUUUUUAAACCUA